Macrobrachium nipponense is the source of this 4701-nucleotide messenger RNA. RefSeq names its product actin-related protein 2-like (gene Arp2). NCBI's taxonomy places the organism in Eukaryota, Metazoa, Arthropoda, Malacostraca, Decapoda, Palaemonidae. Gene Ontology annotation, biological process: Arp2/3 complex-mediated actin nucleation. The record is from RefSeq and is a predicted model, not a curated record. The transcript has 9 exons. Gene Ontology annotation, molecular function: actin filament binding. Gene Ontology annotation, cellular component: actin cortical patch; Arp2/3 protein complex. Bases 113 to 1342 code for a protein of 409 amino acids.
CACUGGCUCAGAGGAACAAGUUUCGGCCGUCUGCAGUAACUGAUUGUAAUCAGUCAACACCCAAAACAUUCGGAGUUGUCAACCUCGCCGCUGAGAGAAGAAAAUCUGGGAGAUGGACAGCAAAGGAAGAAAAAUAGUGGUUUGCGAUAAUGGAACCGGAUUUGUGAAGGUUGGCUAUGCUGGAUGUAACUUUCCUGCACACAUCUUUCCUUCCAUGGUUGGGCGCCCUAUCAUUCGUGCAACCAACAAAAUCGGAGACAUAGAAGUUAAGCGAAUGAUGCGGGAGUUUGUAGGGGAGUGGGCGCAUUUUCCUGAUCUCAUGGUGGGUGAUGAAGCCAGUAAGCUGCGUUCAAUGUUAGAGGUCACUUACCCAAUGGAGAAUGGAAUAGUCAAGAAUUGGGAUGACAUGUGCCAUGUAUGGGAUUACACUUUUGGACCUGAGAAAAUGGGAAUUGAUCCUAGGAACUGCAAAAUUAUGCUUACUGAACCACCCAUGAAUCCUACCAAGAAUCGUGAAAAGAUGUUGGAGGUUAUGUUUGAAAAAUAUGGUUUUGCUGGAGCAUUUGUAGCUAUUCAGGCUGUGCUGACCUUGUACGCACAGGGUCUGCAGUCAGGUGUUGUGGUAGACUCAGGUGAUGGAGUAACACACAUCUGUCCUGUGUAUGAAGGCUUCACUCUUCCUCAGAUCAGGCGAUUAGACAUAGCUGGCCGUGAUAUUACUGUCUACUUGAUCAAGCUUCUCUUACUAAGAGGUUAUGCAUUCAACCACUCGGCAGAUUUUGAAACAGUACGCAUGAUGAAAGAAAAAUUGUGUUAUGUUGGUUAUAAUAUUGAACAGGAACAGAAACUUGCUACAGAAACAACAGUAUUGGUAGAAAAUUAUCAACUUCCUGAUGGACGCGUUAUUAAGGUUGGAGGAGAACGAUUUGAAGCUCCUGAAGCCCUUUUCCAGCCACAUUUGAUCAACGUUGAAGGUCAAGGAAUAGCUGAGCUUUUAUUUGACACCAUUCAGCGCUGUGAUAUUGAUAUCAGACCUGAAUUGUAUAAGCAUAUUGUGCUGUCUGGAGGCUCAACCAUGUACCCAGGAUUACCUUCUCGUUUAGAAAGAGAACUUAAACAGUUGUAUCUGGAGAGAGUUUUAAAGGGAGAUGCUGAAAGAUUAUCCAAGUUGAAGAUCCGUAUUGAAGAUCCCCCCAGACGGAAAGAUAUGGUAUUUAUAGGUGGAGCUGUCCUUGCCGAUGUGAUGAAAGAUCGGGAUAAUUUCUGGAUCUCACGGGAGGAGUACCAAGAGAAGGGUGUCCAGGCUGCGUUAGAAAAACUUAUGCCUGGAGGAGCUUCAUAAAAGUUGUAGACUUAGGGAAUUGGGUUUCUUCAGUAUCUGCUGUUGUUGUUGGCUGUUUGUAAGUUACGUCACUUUUUUCUUCCAAGGGGAUAUUUGUCUUAAGCACUGUUGCCACAGUUCUGUUUUUCAGUUUAUUUAUCACUCAAGAUUGAAAUCCCCAUACUAGUGAUAUCACAUUAAUAAGUGACAUAGCAUGCAAGACAGCUUUUAUGUUGUGCUCUCUCUGGCCAAGUACAUUAAACCAGUUGCUGUGUUAAUACAGCCGUCUGAGAAUUCUUCUUUAGCCAUAUAGUGCAUCAAGUUGAGAUCAUCCAUGGGCAGUACAGGUAUUGAGAUAUAUAUGUACAGUAUAUAUUUAGAUAUAUAUUAUGAUGAAAGUUAUACAGUUGAAAAGUGCCAGAAAUUCCAUAUUACCAAUGUAUUAAAUCUUUUAUAACAUAGCUCCCAUCACAUUUAAAUAUGCUAUGAAACAAAGUGAAAGAUUUUGAUAUUUCUGUUAAUGAAAUAUGUAUUUUUUUCCCAGAUUGUAAUUUCAUGGCUUUCUUGAAUAAUAUGUCUCUACUUCAGUAUCCAAAGAUAGGAAAUGAGAACAAAUUAAUGCAUAGAAUUUUUUAUUUAUAUUUAGUCCUUUUUUUUUAUUUGUUUGAAAGAAAGCAGUUGUUGGCAGUCUAAGCAGUAUAAUACAUAUGUGCAAAUUUCAUAAGGAAAUGCAGUCCGUUUGGAGAAAUCUGUCACUUUUUAUGCUAGUAUCAAACACAUGCAUUACACAAAAUGUGGAUAGUGAUUUGAAGUGGAAUUGCUGUUUUAACCAAUGUUUAAAGCAAUUUAAGAAGCCAGGAACUGUUAUGCCUAAAAAUUAGAUUGAAGCUCAAUUUUCCUAACCCCUUACAUUUUUUUUUGUGGUGAAGUGAUACUGAAAAUAUUUGACAGGUGUUGGAAUUCACAUUGAAACUAGAACGUUUUUAAGACUAAUUAUGGCAGUUCCCAGUUAUCAGCAAUCCGGUUUUAUGGGACUUGUUUAGUGCAGAAAAUCUUCAAUAUUCGCCACCAAAAUGUGCUGAUUUUUGGUUAUCGGUGCCAAUAAGAGUACUGGCGCCAAUACAUAUAUGCAUACAUACCUAACAGAGGCAACAUUAACCGUUUAUCGGAGCCAAAAUCCAGUUAUCGGCAAUUUUCACUUAAUGUCAAACCAUUGAAACGGAACGCCCCCCCGAUUACCAGGGACUGCCUGUAAUUGCCCCAAGACUAAUUUCAUUGUCCUAAUGACAUACCACAAAAAAUUAUAUGUAGUCCUUGACAGUUAAAAAGCUGAAACUGGUACUUCAUUAACAGAAAUCUCAAAAGUGUACUGUUGGUAUAUUUUGUAUGCAUGGAAAGAUCAUAUUUUUCCCUCAAGUUAGUUGAUAUGUAAUUCCAUUGUGUUGGAUACAUAAAUAUUCAGGACAGUGCAUCAGCACUCAUAUGAUUUGUCUCUUCACUGAUAGUAUCUGAUUUAUGUAUACAUGAGUAUAUGUUAUGGAAGUAAUAUUAGGUUAUUAUUACUAGCAACUGAAGGACUUCACAGAAAGUUUGUAUGAACUAGUCUUUUAUAAUGAUUUUCAAAGUAUUCAAGUUGAAUAGUCUUUGAAUGGGUACAACUUGAGGUUGCAUAAUUGUGUAAGUUGUUUAGACCAGAUAAUUUGCACACGGUUGAUGCAGAAAUUUAUGAAAGUAUUGUAUAUGUAUUUUAAAUCUAAUUUAUUUAGGAUGGUUAAGUUUUCAUAGUCCUUAGUGAAUCACGAGUUCUCUUUUUAUGAAUGUGCACUGAAAUAGAUAUGGAAGGAUUAUAUUUUGACUAAGUGCAGUUUUUGUAUUAUCAGUGAAGAUCUCUGGUUUUUGUUUGGUAAAUUUUUCUUCCAGCUUCUGAACUAAAACUAUUUUCAUGAUUUAAAAUAAUAGAUUUGCAUUUUUAGCUAUGUAAAAUUUUUCUAUCAGCUGUUUGUUGCAGUGUGGUGGGGUUCCUUUUUUUCAGUUCAGCUCAGGCACUUAGUGUAUAUUUUGAAUGAAAACCUUUAUUAGUGCUCUUAUUUUUGUUUCAGAGAAACAGGGUACUAUACAGUUCAUAGAAAUUUUAAGGAUACCCUGCAGCUCUCAUAUGUUUGCAGAUCAGAAAUAGUGGAAAGAUAUAUCUAGGCUUAAUCAAUUUCAGUUACUAGCCUCAAGUCUACUGCCCAUUAACAAGUUAUUAUAUUUUUCCCCUGUGUUUGAGUUAUGAUUAUUGAAUUUGUAAGAAAGCAGCAUUUAGUGAAAGGAUAUGUGAAAUAUGUAUUACCUACUUGUCCCUACAGCAAGUAAAUUAUGAAGUCUGACACAGAACUUAUUACAGGUUACUCUUGAAAAUCUUGUCCUAAAAUAUUUAUAAGAUUCUGAACUGUUUCAGUGUUUCUUUCUUGAAAAGAAGCAUGAUGGUUUAAAAUUAUUUUUAGAGAUUUCUUUUGGAUUUGAAAGAAAAAUCAGAUACUAAUUGCAUAUUGAUUUAAGAUGUUUAUAUGUCAUUUUAAGAAUGAAACUCUGUUGCACAAAAUGUUGUAUUUUCAAAAACAAGUACAUUCUUUCUCCUGUAAAAUAUUUAUAUAAUAAUUUCACAGAAUUAUCAACAGCACAAAUUUACUCUUUUCAAACUGGUAACUUGAAUUUUAACACUUUCAUAGGAAUUCAGUAAAAAAAACUUUUUAGUUAUAAAUUCCAGGAUUACUUUUUAUACAGUUUUCUUGGAAAAGGGAAUUUCUUAUGUUGUAGGGUAUUAUAGCCAAAGUUGGAAUGAUAUUGAAAUAAUAGGGCUAGUUAUUACAUUUGAAGCCCCGUAUAUGUUGAUUAUUAUUUAUUAUUGGCACAGUAUUUCCAAGUUACUAGUUUUAGCACUUUUCUGUUCCUAUUUGGCUUUAUUACUGUACUUUGUCAAAAUCUUCAGAAUUUUAAGGGAUUACUAAUAAUUUUGCCUUUCAUCUUUGCCUGCCCUGUUUUCAGUUGUAUCAAUAUCCAUUGAUUUGUUGAUUGAUUUGUAUCAAUAUCCAAUGGGUUGUUGACUGAUUUGUAAAGUAUUUUCAAGUUUUUUACGUAUCCUGUAUUGCUGCUCUUUUAAAACGUGUGGUCUUUGUAAAGAAAUUAUUAUUUUUUUUUUUUUUGCUAGAUUUUGAGUCUUGCAUUCCAAUGUUCCAGGAAUCAUGGAAGUGAACUUUGGCACUUCUAGUUAAAUUUUACAUUUUUGGGGAUUGAGGGAAGAUUUUGAAGUUCCAAAGGGACUAUCUUGUUAUAUAUUAAUGUGCUGAAUGUCUUAUUUGUUGAAAAAUUUUCAAAUAAAAAUUUCCUAAAUAAAGAAA